GACAAGUUGGGCAGGGCCAACAAUCUGUGCACUACUUUUAGUAACGUUGGAAGCUUGCUACGGACACGGUUUCUAAGUUGUGUGAAAGUGUUCUAUUCUGUUUUGUGCAUCGCUAUAUUCAAUUGAUCGAUGUACUAUGACAACAUACACGUCUCUUCGAUGGCUUCUAGUCUUCGUCUGGUUGCAAUUCUGUGCAAACAGACUCGUUUGUGUUGUGAGAGCGACUACUUCAUCAGGAGUUAACUCUCAGAUUUGCCAAGCUCCAAAAGUCACUCGUACAACUACGACUAAAAUAUAUCUUUCACUGAAGUGUCCUUUAGGAAAUGCAACUGCAUGUCACAUUACGGAGUACUGGAUAUAUUUCUGGCGUCUACAUUUUGUUCCGGAAGCUGGGAUGAGGAAAACAAGUGCUAGUACAUUUGUGUUUAUUCACUUGCAUCCACACACACUUUAUCAAUUCCGAGUAAAUGCAACCUAUAAUCAUCAGAACUGUGCAAAGAAACCUCUUGCCUUAGGUCCAGCAGUACGUGUGAGGACACAGGCUUUUGUACCUAAUCCACCGAAUACCAUUAACGUCAUGGCACUGGGUUCAAACUCUCUUCAAAUUGGAUGGGAUUCGGUUCAGUACAGAUACGGAACUGUUGGCUACCUAGUCUACUACAAUAUAACGCGGCAUAGAUAUGAAUCCAAAUCAGCCAAAUCUACUAAUGUCUUGCUUACUGGCCUCACACCGUCCACCAAAUAUGAGGUAAAAGUUGCAGUCGUUGUCAGACCGUGGGGUGCAAAUAAUGGCUCAGAAGAUGUGACAAGUACCACAAAUAGGACAAAGUUAAUUGUCACUCUUCAUGCAAGUCCUCCUUCUCCUCCAAAGUGUCCAAAUGGCUCAGUUUACAAUACCUGUGGAACAGCAUGUCCAUUGACUUGUGAUAGUCCUCAUCCCAGGACAUGCACCAGGCAGUGUGUGCUUGGCUGUUUCUGUCCCACAGGAAUGCUGCAGAGAAACACUACGUGUGUUACACCUGAUGAGUGCAACAAAUGUCAUUACAAUGGUAGAACAUAUCGUAAUGGAGAAAGAUUUAAUUCUACUGAUGGGUGCAACAGAUGUAUUUGUCUUGAAGGCCAUGUUGCAUGUACAAGGAAGGCAUGUCCAGUGUUGCAUCCACUGUUGUGUCCAAAUGGCAAAGAGUAUAGAGAGUGUGGCACCGCGUGCCCACCGACCUGUCAGAAAGGGCCAUUGAGAUGCACUCUUCAGUGUGUACGUGGCUGCUUUUGUCCACAUGGUCUUGUAGAACACAACGGUCAAUGCAUCAAGCCAAGCAAGUGUCUACGACAAGAGACACCCUGUGAUCAGUUGAGGAGCAAUCAGACAACUACGUGUAAUGGACUUAUCGGUUGCUUUGUCACUUCUUGUGAACCCGAUGGCUCAUUCAGUAGUCAACAGUGUCAUCCAUCAACUGGUUACUGCUGGUGUGUGGAUGAUUCUGGUAACAAAUUGGAAGGUACAGAUACCGCUCCAUAUCUGGUCUCAAUGCUGGAUUGCACGAAACCAGUUGUUGCUGUACCAACACCAGCAAACGCCACACCAACUCCUAGUCCACCUAUUUGUCCUAUGAAUAAAACAUUUGGUUGUGGAUCAGCUUGCCCACUUACUUGUUCGUAUCCAAGUGUAAGGGUGUGCACGAGAGAAUGUGUUUUCGACUGCAAUUGUCCACGUGGUUUGUUGGACGCUGGUGAUGUAUGUGUUACUGGGAAUAGUUGUUCAGGUCUUUCAAGUGGAUGUGAGCUUGUCAAGGGAAAGAAAGAAUUUAUCUACUUUAAUGGAUGUCGCAGUGUGCGGAGAGUUUUUGUUCCCAAGUGCAUGGGAUGGUGCACUGAAGAAGGUUCAAGAGCACGGUGUCGCGCUACGGAUGGAUUAAAGCAGCAAAUGGUUGCAUUUCGGUGUAAGCCUAAAGAGAAAGGAGGCAAAAAGUAUACAACCACUAUGACAAUUGCUGUGGCUGAAAGGUGCAGUUGCUCUUUGGUGUAAGAGUGGAUCGAAGGCUUGCGGUGACAUUUUGUCUUUCAAUUGCUUGUCUGUACUAUGUGUGACUGUACUAUGUGUGACUGUAGGCUACAUUGUAGUUUGAAUGGUAGAGAGAUUGACUGAUUUUGUUGACUUUAUCGAGGUUUGAUUUUGAGAUUCAAUCAAUAACACUUGUGCACAAAAUAUUAUAACCAGACCCAACGGUAUGCCAACAA
This is a messenger RNA of Corticium candelabrum, 2238 nucleotides long. Its product is annotated as von Willebrand factor-like. Lineage: Eukaryota; Metazoa; Porifera; Homoscleromorpha; Homosclerophorida; Plakinidae. Gene Ontology annotation, cellular component: extracellular matrix. Gene Ontology annotation, molecular function: protein binding. The transcript has 10 exons. Bases 137 to 2026 code for a protein of 629 amino acids. The record is from RefSeq and is a predicted model, not a curated record.